Phascolarctos cinereus (koala) is the source of this 6127-nucleotide messenger RNA. RefSeq names its product metastasis associated 1 family member 3 (gene MTA3). Gene Ontology annotation, biological process: negative regulation of transcription by RNA polymerase II. The record is from RefSeq and is a predicted model, not a curated record. NCBI's taxonomy places the organism in Eukaryota, Metazoa, Chordata, Mammalia, Diprotodontia, Phascolarctidae. Gene Ontology annotation, molecular function: transcription coactivator activity; chromatin binding; sequence-specific DNA binding. Gene Ontology annotation, cellular component: NuRD complex; nucleoplasm.
GGCUCCGGCUCCGGCUCCGGCUCGGGCUCGGCUCGGCGGGCGGGCGGACAUGGCGGCCAACAUGUACCGGGUCGGAGAUUAUGUCUACUUUGAGAAUUCCUCAAGUAACCCAUAUCUAAUUAGAAGGAUAGAAGAACUUAAUAAGACGGCCAAUGGCAACGUGGAAGCAAAAGUAGUAUGCUUUUAUAGACGGCGAGACAUUUCCAACAGUCUUAUAAUGCUUGCAGACAAGCAUGCUAAAGAGAUUGAAGAAGAAUCUGAAACUUCAGUAGAUGCUGAUUUGACAGAUAAACAGAAACAUCAGUUGAAACAUAGAGAACUAUUUUUGUCACGUCAGUAUGAAUCUCUUCCUGCAACACAUAUCAGGGGGAAAUGUAGUGUUGCGCUUCUGAAUGAGACAGAAUCAGUUUUGUCAUAUCUUGAUAAAGAGGAUACCUUUUUCUAUUCUUUGGUUUAUGAUCCUUCGUUGAAAACACUUUUAGCAGACAAAGGGGAAAUCAGAGUAGGACCUAGAUAUCAAGCAGAUAUACCAGACAUGCUCACAGAAGGAGAAGCAGAUGGCAGAGAACAAUCAAAACUGGAGGUUAAAGUUUGGGACCCAAACAGCCCUCUUACUGAUCGACAGAUUGACCAAUUUUUAGUUGUAGCCCGUGCGGUUGGAACAUUUGCUCGAGCCCUGGAUUGCAGUAGUUCGGUCAGACAGCCCAGUUUACACAUGAGUGCUGCUGCUGCUUCCCGAGACAUCACUCUGUUUCAUGCUAUGGACACAUUAUACAGACACAGUUAUGAUUUGAGCAGUGCAAUUAGUGUUCUGGUACCACUUGGAGGACCUGUUUUAUGUAGAGAUGAAAUGGAAGAAUGGUCUGCUUCUGAAGCUAGCCUGUUUGAAGAAGCUUUGGAAAAAUAUGGAAAAGACUUCAAUGAUAUACGUCAGGACUUUCUCCCAUGGAAGUCAUUGACUAGCAUCAUUGAAUAUUAUUACAUGUGGAAAACUACUGACAGAUAUGUACAACAGAAACGCCUGAAAGCUGCUGAAGCUGAAAGCAAAUUGAAACAGGUCUAUAUUCCAACUUACAACAAACCAAAUCCCAACCAAAUAUCUGGCAGCAAUGGCAAACCCAACACUGUGAAUGGAGCUGUGGGAACCCCAUAUCAACCCCAGAGUGCACUGAUAGGACGGGCCUGUGAGAGCUGCUACACCACCCAGUCUCACCAGUGGUAUUCUUGGGGGCCACCUAACAUGCAGUGUAGAUUAUGUGCAACCUGUUGGCUGUAUUGGAAAAAAUAUGGUGGCCUGAAAAUGCCAACACAGACAGAAGAAGAGAAGCUAUCACCCAACCCAACUACAGAGGAUCCCCGUGUUAGAGGUCACAUGUCACGUCAGGCCACACAGGGAAUGCCAGUCCGUAACACUGGAAGUCCAAAGUCAUCUGUGAAGACCCGCCAAGCUUUCUUCCUUCAUACUACAUGUUUGACCAAACUUGCUCGCCAGGUCUGCAAAAAUACCCUCCGGCUGCGGCAGGCAGCAAGACGACCCUUUGUCCCUAUUAAUUGUGCUGCCAUUAGGGCAGAAUAUGCAGACAGACACUCAGAGGUAACUGGAAGUCCUCUGAAGAGCAAAAGCACUAGAAAACCUUUGGCAUGUAUCAUUGGUUAUUUAGAGAUCCAUCCUGCAAAGAAACCAAAUGUACUAAGGUCUGCACCAAGCCUGCAAAGCCCAUCUACUAAGCGAAUGCUUGCCACCCCAAACCAUGCGUCUCUGAGCAUCCUGGGAAAGAGAAACUACAGCCAUCACAAUGGCCUGGAUGAACUCACAUGCUGUGUUUCCGACUGAGAUGCCCUCCUCCCGUCCUCCAAACCAAGACUCACUUCACUGUCCUACUGACGUUCACAGCUUUGGCUUAGGAAGAGGCAGUUGUGCUCCUGGCACAUCCCAGCUUGAAACCCCCAGGACCUGACCCCACACUGAGUCAAUUGCCCAUAGUGGGGAAACUUUGAGUUCAGAUCCCCAAAGCCACAUCUCCAUUUUGUGCAUCAGUAGCAUCUCCCUUAGCCUCUCAAGGUACAAGCUGCCCAAGAGCAGGACCCAUUUGAGAAAGGAGACGAAAGUUUACCCUACUAUUUUAUCUGCAGCCCUCCAGCAUCACAGGAUUUGCAGUUUUUCUCUCCCUCCUCUUGAGCACAUAAAGGGUCAACUGUAUAUCCUAGAAUGAAGCAAGUCCUGAGCCCUGCUGCCUUGGAGAGACAGUAAUGUUUCAUGUAUCAGCCUGACUGUGGUUUGUGAGGAUGUGUAAUUGUGUAUAGGAGGGGGUAUAACAUCUUUUUGAAAGAAUUCUUAAGAAAUGUGCUCAUGUAUGUGCAGCCUGCUGUGACAUCUUUUCCCCUUUACCAGGCAUCACAGUCACACAGCUUUGAUACCACCUUUGCAUAACUUCCUCUUUGAUGCUAAGCUUCUAUUAGUUAUGUGGUUUAUUUUAAAAGGGAAACUUUCUCUCCCGCUGGGCAGCAAGAGUCUCCAGAAUUAUCUGUCUCAAGCAGCAGAAAUUGCCUUUUGUGAUUCUCUGAAAGCCUCCUUCCUUGUCGCCUGUCUUUUUAAUUGUUGGGUAUAGCCUGAGGCCUUAAUGUUCACAUGUAGCUCUUAGAUUACCUUUGCCCUCCCCCUAUUUCCCCAGUGCUUAAACUUUGCCUCGAAUUUGUCAUGAAUGACACAAAUCAUUUUCUUCCCUUCCUAAGGGAACUUUCAUUUUAUUCACUAAUGAUAAUCCAGGUGUUCUGGGCUCACCCCUGCAGGUCAUCCAAGUGACAAACCAGUAAGGGAUAAACUGGGCCUGAAUCUGCCCUUACAUGGCUGAAACAAGUUGGAACACAUCAGUCCGGCAGAGGACAACUUUGCCCGUUAGGCAGAUGGAAGCGGAGAGGGAGGAAGGGGGAAAGAGAGAGAAGGAGUAGGAUUCAGAUAACACAGAGCUUGGAGGCCCCCCAGGAACCUACAUAAACACAGGAUUGCUUCUCUUCAUCUGCUGGCUUGAACUCCUUUCCUCAGAACCAAACCUUGAUGUCUUUACAAGUGGUUAUUUUGCAGUUCUUAGCUGAGGUUGAAUUGAAGAAAACAACAAAAAAUGAAAGGAAAUAGUUCUCCCUGGAAAGGUGAAUGUAGGUGAUAUCCCUGAAUAUGAAAUUCCACAUGCAUGACUUCUAAGUUUCAUUUCUCUAACUCUUAGGAACGGAAAACACUCAGGAGCUGCAGGCUCAAGCCACCUUGUUUCCCUUUAUUAUAGGGUCCAUUGUCCCUAUAAUAUUCAAAGCUUCAGGAAAUGUGAGACAACAUUGAGUUGAGUGAGUCUGGGGACCCCUGCCUCUCUGGUCAGCCAUAUCCUUAAUAGAUGGAUUUGAGUGAACGUAAGAGAAUAUAAUGCAUGAUGGGAUGAUACUCUGGGUCAAAGCUUCAAGUAUUAACCUGACUUCCAGAAACAUUAAUUACUUCCUCUUUUUUUUUUUUAAUGAGGGAGGCAAUCCAGGCCCUUUUCCCAGGAAUAUUUCCAGGUCUGUCCUCUGGAGUAAUGUGAGAUAGUGACUGGGUGCCAGAAGAGGAGCCAGCUAAAUGGAGACCAGGGUGAGAAAAGGAGACUCGGGGCUCAGAAAGUAUAGAAGGAUUCCUUUAAGGGUGGUCCUUGGGCUGAAGGAAAAAGAAAACCAGAUUUGUCCGCCGAAGUGGGCUACAUGGUAGAGACUUUCAAUCUGUUCCUGUUUCAUGAAUGGGGUUUUUUUGGACCUAAGAGAGUAAAUGACCCCUUGUCCUCUCCCCUCUCCCUUGAAAACCCUUAUUAAAUGCAGCCUUCUGAUUUGCUUUUGGCCAUUGUUAACUCCAACUUCUGAGGAUCUUAAAAGAUGAACCAUUCACCAGGUCCACGGAAUUGUGCAUACAGGGCCAGGCUGUAUAGGGGAAUAGUGCCCUAGACAUUUCAUUCUGAGAACUUUUGCCAUCCAACUGUGAGAGAGUACCGGCUCCCUGUAAACUUUGCUCAGAAGGGAUCCUUUCUCCAUUUGAAGGUUCUCAGGCCGGCAAACUCUGAGCUUCCUAGAAGUAGAUUGUGAAAUAUGAAUGCUUAUGGGGGAGAGUUUAAUAACUAUCACUCAAUUUCUAGUCCAACUUUAUGUGACAUAUAGGACUCGAUGCUAGUCUUGAGGGUUUCUCAGGCUUUCCCCUCCUGUGACUAUAAAAAUCCCAUUGUAGCAUGAUGAGUUUCCCUGUGUACUGCCAUCUGGUCCAUAUGUCCCAGUGAGUUACACACACACACACAUACAUACAUAUACGUGCAUACAUAUAUGCACAUGCAUGUGCACAAGUGUAGAAAAGCUCUGCUCUUAUGACAAGUCAAAUGACCUUUUAAAGCCUAGAGCGUUCAUCCACGCCAGCAUUGCUUCCUCUCUUGUCUCCAGUUCCCCUCUAUGGCACGAAUAAUCCAAAAGGAAAAAACUGAAAUAAACUAUUGGUCAUGUUUUCAAUAUUUCUGCUAAUUCUAACUUUCCCAGAGCCUAAUGUCUAUUAGCCUUGAUCCCCAUGAAGAUAUAGGCCUGCUGUUAGUUCUUCUGGCCACAUUGAAGAGAUUGGGCAUGUUUUUCUUUCUUGUAAGGUAGUAAGAUGCCCCGUUAUGCUAAGUUCAGGUAGAGGCAAGGUUAAGAGAUGCUAAAAAAGGGAUUCAGGUGCUAGAUGGUAGGUUGGUCUUGAAGGGCCUGUAAAGUCCCUUCCAACUCCUAGGUUCUGUGAGCCCAAAAGAAGCAUUACUUUUGUAGUUGUGUAGAACUAGCUCUGUUAGGACUGGAUAGGUGGGGAGAAGUUACCUCUUUCUGUGGUUGGAUAUUGUACAGUGAGCAGCUGAUGUGAUCGGAGGGUGUGUAGGUCGCUUUGUUUAGUUAAAGGGGGCCCUUUCCCCAACUCCACCGUCCUUCCUCCCAGCAAAGUACCUUUGAUCUUGGCUGUCUCACAGAACUCAACUCAACUCACUACCCUGCUGUCCCUGGUGCUUGUGUUGCAGUUGUGAGGACUAACCCAAACCAGGCCUUAUAGACAAGGAAACAAACUCAAAGAGGGUAAGUCACUUGUUCAUGGUCACACUACCAAUAAAUGGCAGAGCUGGAUUCAAACUGGGGAAUUCUGAGUCCAAAGCCAGGAUUCUUUGUACUGUAGUGCCUUGGCUACCUCUAGUUAGUUUUGUGAGCAUCUCUGAGAAAAAAAGGAAGAGAAAAGCCCUGCUUUUCAGUCGUUAAGCCUCAGGAGUCAUGUUGUGCAUUUACUUUAUACAGCUGACUCAAAACCACCCCCAGGAUGAAAAACCUGAUCAGAAUUUGUUUUGCCCACUCAUGAAGGUGUUCUGAUUGAUUGAACUUUAGUGAUGACAAGGGAUUAGGCCUGAAGGAAUAGUGUUCCUUGUUGUUCCCUAGGCCUCAGAAUCCCCAAGUUGUAACUAGGGAGAAUCUCCUUAGAUUCUUGAUCGUUUAACUGCUCCCGGGAGAAGCUGCUGUGAUAGGGAAGGAAACAAGUGGGAUGUCUGUCCUUAUCCAGGGAGUGCUCUUCAUGGCAUUUCUAUUUGUAGAUUUGAAACUUCAAGCUGAGUUCAGAUCUGGGCUGGGGUUGUGAUCCUCCCCUUAUUUUCCUUGGACUUUGUAAGUAAAGAUAGGGAGCGAAGAAGGGAAAACAUCUAAGAGAAAUGAGGAAUACCCUCUAAUUCCUCUUCCCCAGCCAGGAUCAGUACCUCUAGGAAGCAAGAAAUAUGGAGUGAGGGUAGGAUGGGAUGAGAGGUAGGGGAAAAGAAGAGGAAAGGAAGAAGCAGGAACUAGGAGAGAGGCAUAUUGAAAAUUCAUCAUUCCCUAUUUUAGAGGAGGCUUUCUGUGGAUUUCUGCUGUUUCCUAGUUUGUAAGCGUUUUCAGAAAAAGAAAAUGAAGGUGAGAGUGAGGUCACAGGUGGGGUAGUUCAGAGAUAAAGCCCCAAGGGCUUUUACAUUUUUGUCUUGGUAAAAGUAAGAAGCUUGGACUAUAUGAUUUGAAAAGAUCCUUCCAACUCUAAAAUUUAUUUCAAAAGUAUGGGAAUGUAUAGGUGAAAACAAUAAACAGUGGUUUUGUUGCUGUA